Messenger RNA from Rhineura floridana, 2182 nucleotides. RefSeq lists its product as uncharacterized. Lineage: Eukaryota; Metazoa; Chordata; Lepidosauria; Squamata; Rhineuridae. The transcript has 2 exons. The record is from RefSeq and is a predicted model, not a curated record. The coding region runs from base 342 to 1367 and encodes 341 amino acids.
UGAGAGACAGGGAGGCAGUGGCGGCGGGCAACAAGGCCUAGGCGGCGAGGAUCCUGGGGCAGUCACGACGAGGCGGCAGCGCAGGAUCGGAUCCAGCACGGCGAGGACCACAGGCUAGGCGGCCUUUGGCCGGCAACUUUUAAAUUUAAUUGUUAAUUUUAAUUAGCGCGGGGGUAGGUGGGGCACGACCCAACCAUCAAUCCUUGCCACGUGCAGGGCAAUUAGGCUACCCUCCAGGAUAAUUGGGUGCCGGGUGGGGGUAUUGAUUAAGCAGGCGGGCUCCUUCACAACGCUUUGUAAUCACGUCGUUUUGCAAGCGGGGCCCCCUAUCUCCCUCUAGUAUGCCUAAGAAAGGACAAGGGGGGCCAAAAGGGAAGGGAAAGGCCCCCAGAGCAGGGGGGAGAUGCCCACCCCCAGCGGCGGAGGGGGCAAGGAGUGGGGAGGGGCCACCAUGGGCGGCCAUAUUAGCCAGGUUGGAAGCCCUAGAACAUGGCUCAAGCCACCCUAAUGCACCCCGGGACCAACCUGUGACAGGGAAGAAGAAAGACCCACCACCCAAACGGUCUCGGGGGAAAACACAGCGGCCAGUGAACAGUGCUGAUGCAGGGGCUGUUGCUUCCAUCUUAGCGCGACUGGAUGUGCUGGAGGCCGGGCUCAGGGCUGAGGCGAGGACGCCCAGCAUAGAGCCAGGCGCAACUCCCACCCUGCAAGCAGCCCCAACAAUGCAGCCCGCACAAGGACCUUCGGCGGAAAGCACACAGGAUCGCUGGACAAGAUCGGAGCAGCCACGCAUCCUCCUAUGUGGCCACAGUAUGAUGUUCUGGGCAGGCCGCAGGGCGGCGAAGUCUCGCUUCGGCACGCAGCUGGGGCUCAGUCAAUGGGCCGCAGUGCGGUGGCUGGGACGUCGGGGGAUGCGUUGGGAUGGGCUCCUGCCAGCCUUGUUUCAACCGGCUGUGGAAGUGGCAGCGCCCCAGGUGCUGGUGAUCCACCUCGGGGGCAACGACUUGGGUCUGUUAAAGGGCAAGGCCCUAAUUGAACAGGCAUGCGGUGACCUCCGGGCCAUUGCACGUCGCUGGCCGGGGGUGCACUUAGUGUGGUCAGACAUCCUGCCGCGCAGGAGGUGGAAUUGUGCCGGUGACCCACGAGGGAUGGACAGGGCACGGAAAAAGGUGAACAGGCAAAUUCAGAGGGCCCUUAGGGACUUAGGAGGUUCUGUCAUCCACCACCCAGAGGUGGGCCACAACAAGCUUGAGCUGUUUCGGCCUGACGGCGUCCAUUUGACGGACAAGGGCAACGACAUCUUUCUAAGGGACCUGCAGAAGGGUUUACACCAGAUUCUUAUCGGGUGUGGGGUAAAGGGGGACUAAGCAGAGGCUUGUCCCCCUUCUGUGGCGAAGAAGUGCGGGGAAAGGUUAAAGGGAAAGGGCAGCUAGGUGACACCUUUAGGCACCUUUGGGGGUGACAGGCGGUCCGGAGGCCUGCAGCUCAGGGCUACACGGCCCGGGGACAGGGUACGGGCCGCCUUUGGGGCCAACGUGCCUCAUCCGCUCAGAGUUUCAGGGCUCCGAGGGGCGGUGAUGCGGGUUGGACCCCCUACACAUCUUCAGGGUGUGGCUGGAGCUGGGGGGCUGGCACAGGGCAGCCCCAGGCUCAGGCAGGGCAUGAUCGCCCGAUAGCUGCUAACAGGCUUUGCCUGGAUCUCCAGAACGCCCCGCCCUUAAUCUCCCUUCUGCAGGUUCAUUAUUCAAUUGAUUCUGUUUAAAUAAAGUGGCCCAUCAUUUACCCAAGCAAUGGUGUCUGUGUUUUAUUUCGGCAAUAGGCCGCAAUCCCGUUCCGUGCCUGGGACCUACCGGGCAGAGGGACGAGCUUGCGGCCGCUGUCGAUGUCCCGGCCGCCAUCUUGGAUGGGAUGCGUGCACACACGGCGCGCUGGCGCGCCGUCGUGUGACGCGGCAGGGAGGCGGGGCGGCUGAAGGCUAUUUAAGGCCGCCCCGCCUGCUUCCCGCCAUCCAGUUCAAAUUUCGGCGGCACCCGCCCGACCCUCCCUCUGCUGCAGUGUGAUCCAUUUGGUCGCUACGGGGCCGACUAGGAAUUUUUGGCCUGCCUGCCUCGCUUUGCUGGCAGGUUUCUUUUGCCUACUCCACACUGUGGUUGGGGGGAGGGGUCAAGGGUUAGCACGGGUG